CCGGGGUGGAAAAAGCAAUUUGCUUUCCUCAAACACAAGACAGGCACUCGAUACAUGGCCGAAGAGACUGAGCCCGCGCCUGAGGUCACCGACUCCGCCGCGGGCCUCCUUUCCCAAGCACGGCAGCUCGUUCCCGAGGCCCUCGCCGAAGCUCGCGCCGCCGCUGGCUUCCCGGCGCGAUGGAGCUCCAUCGCUUCCAAGAUCGAGCGCGUCGCCCCCUCUCUCUCCGACCUCUCCAGCCUUCCCUCCUUCUCCAGGAACGCGCUCUGCUGGGAACUGCUCCAGUCAGUGACCAUCGCCCUCCGCGACGCCAUCGGUCUCGCCUGCCGCAGCGGCGCUCCCUCAGGGAAGCUCCAAAUGCAGAGCGACCUCGAUGCUGUUUCCAGUGAGCUAGACCUCGUGCUCGAUGACUGCGCGCUGCUGGUGAAGACCGGUGUGCUUGACGAUUCGGCCGCCGCCGCCGCCGCUGCGCCUCACUCACUCGACAAAAUACGCGUGCUGCUCGCGCGCUUGCAGAUCGGGCACGCGGAGGCCAAGCACCGGGCGGUGGACGCCCUCCUGGAAGCGAUGAGGGAGGACGAGAGGAGCGUGACGACCGCUCUCGGGCGAAGCAACGUCUCGGCUCUCAUACGCUUGCUCGGAUCCACCUCCGUCAAGAUCAAGGAGAAGGCGGCCACUGCUAUCUGCUUGCUGGCCGAGUCCGGUAGCUGCGAGAAUCUCAUUGUUUCAGAGGCCGUGCUUCCUCCUCUGAUUCGGCUAUCAGAAUCCGGGAGCUUGAUUUGUCGACAGAAAGCCUUAACUUCGCUGCAGAGACUAUCCGUCUCCACCGAAACCGCACGAUCCAUAGUUGGCCAUGGAGGUGUUCGACCUCUGGUCGAUGUUUGUCAGGCAGGGGACUCGAUUUGCCAAUCGGCCGCCUCUGGCACUCUGAAGAAUCUCUCCGCCGUGCCGGAGGUCCGUCAGACGUUGGUGGAAGAAGGCACUAUCUGUGUCAUGAUCGACCUCCUCAACCGCGGAAUUGUUCUUAGUUCCAAAGAGCACGCCGCGGAGUGCUUGCUCAAUCUCACUGCGAGCAACGACGCCUCGAGGAGGCUCGUCGUAGAGGAGGGCGGAGCUCCCAGCCUCUUAGCCUUCCUGGACGGCCCGCUGCCGAAGGAACCCGCCGUCGGUGCAUUGCGGAACUUGAUCGGCGCCGCCACCGUCGACAGCCUCGUGUCCCUCGGUCUCCUCCCCCGGCUGCUUCACGUGCUCAGGGACGGCUCUCUCGGCGCGCAGCAAGCCGCCGCAUCCAUCAUUUGCCGAAUUUCCAAUUCCAACGAGGCGAAGAGAUCCAUUGGCGAGCUGGGUUGCCUUCCUCUGCUCGCCACAAUGCUCGAAGCCAUAACAAACACGGCGAGGGAGGUCGCAGCUCAGGCCAUCGCCGGACUCAUCAGCCUUCCGCAGAACAAAAGCGAGCUCAAGAAGGAUGACAAGACCGUGAUCGUUCUAGUCCGCUUGCUGGAUCCGAAUCCUCAGAACACAGCAACAAAAUAUGCAAUCUCUUGCCUUCAGUCCUUGUCAUCGAGCAAGAGGUGCAGGAAGCUGAUGCUCUCUUACGGUGCAGCUGGAUCCCUCGAGAAGCUGGCUGAAGUAGACAUGGCUGGCGCCAAAAAACUGCUCAAAAGAUUGGAGAAGAACAAGUUGAGGAACUUGUUCAUCAGAAAAACAGGCAGAUAUGUUCUACCUUAAUCUUAGUACAUUUGCUGCCCUCGCACUGUCAAUAUGUACUCAAUCAGUAUUCGCGUGCUGAACAUAUGAGAUUAAGAUUCCAAUCA
Molecule: messenger RNA, 1814 nt
Organism: Zingiber officinale
Lineage: Eukaryota; Viridiplantae; Streptophyta; Magnoliopsida; Zingiberales; Zingiberaceae
Exons: 1
Coding region: 55-1728 (557 amino acids)
Molecular function (GO): protein binding
Source: RefSeq, a predicted model, not a curated record